AUGGCCAACCUUCGCCGCCUCGUCCUGGCCGUCGGAGCUCUGCUCCCGGUCGUCCUCGGUGCUCCCGCUGUCAAGCGCGACGAGCCCAAGGCUGUCCCCGGCAAAUACAUCGUCACCCUCAAGGAGGACGCUGCCGCCAACCUCGAGUCCCACUUGAACUGGGUCUCCGACGUCCACCGCCGCUCUCUCACCAAGCGUGACACCGCCGGUGUUGAGGAGAAGUUCAACAUCAGCAAUUGGAACGCCUACUCUGGCGAGUUCGACGAGGCUACCAUUGAGGAGAUCAAGGCCAGCCCCGAGGUCGCUCUUGUUGAGCCUGACUACUACAUGUACCUCUCCUACACCGUCGAUGAGGUCAACCCCAAGCGUGCCCUGACCACCCAGUCCGGUGCUCCCUGGGGUCUCGGUACCAUCUCCCACAAGACCUCUGGUUCCACCCAGUACAUCUACGACACCUCUGCUGGUGCCAACACCUACGCCUACGUCGUCGACUCUGGCGUCAUUGCCACCCACUCCCAGUUCGGCAACCGUGUCACUCUCGGCCACAACGUCUUCUCCGGCGCCCACACCGACACUCUCGGCCACGGUACCCACGUUGCCGGCACCAUCGGUGGCUCCACCUACGGUGUUGCCAAGCAGACCAACAUCAUCUCCGUCAAGGUCUUCCAGGGCCGUGAGGGUACCACCUCUUCCAUCCUUUCCGGCUUCAACUGGGCUGUGAACGACAUCGUCUCCAAGUCCCGUGCCGGCCGCUCCGUCGUCAACCUGUCCCUCGGUGGCCCCGCCUCCACCACCUGGACCAACGCCAUCCAGGCCGCCUACACCCAGGGCGUCCUCUCCGUCGUUGCCGCCGGCAACGGUGACGACUUCGGCAACCCCCUCCCCGUCUCCAGCCAGUCCCCCGCCAACGCCCCCAACGCCCUGACCGUCGCCGCCAUCGACUCCGCCUGGCGCCCUGCCUCCUUCACCAACUACGGUGCUGGCGUCGACAUCUUCGGACCCGGUGUCUCCAUCCUCUCCGCCUACAUCGGCGGCAACUCCGCCACCGCCUCCCUCAGCGGUACCUCCAUGGCUGCCCCCCACCUUGCUGGUCUGGCCGUCUACCUCCAGGCUCUCGAGGGUCUCUCCACCCCCGCUGCCGUCACCAACCGCAUCAAGGCCCUCGGCACCUCCGGCCGCAUCACCGGCACCCUCCGUGGAAGCCCCAACCUGGUUUCCUACAACGGCAACGGCGCCUAA
This is a messenger RNA of Colletotrichum truncatum, 1239 nucleotides long. Its product is annotated as alkaline proteinase. Gene Ontology annotation, biological process: proteolysis. Gene Ontology annotation, molecular function: serine-type endopeptidase activity. NCBI's taxonomy places the organism in Eukaryota, Fungi, Ascomycota, Sordariomycetes, Glomerellales, Glomerellaceae. The record is from RefSeq and is a predicted model, not a curated record.